GAGGCCGUUUGGUGCUGGCAGGGAGACCAGAGGGCGCCGGUGUCUCCGUUUCGGGGGCGCAGCAUCUGCGGGUGGAGGCUGGCGGGCCCGUCGCGGGCGAUGGGGAGCGCCGAUUUCUGCGGUCGGUGCCCUGCCUCCAGCGUGCCAGGGUACCGCUCUCCUCCCGGGCCACGCCCACGCCGGGCGCCUGACCGGCGUCGUCGGCCGCGGGCGGCCCCGCUGGUCGCGGUGGCCAGCGUGCUGCCGUCGUGGGACCUGCGCCGCACGGCGGCCAUGCUCCAGAGCAGGGAGGCCGAGCGGCAGCAGGCGGCGGCGGCGGGGAGGCGCGCGGCGGCCGGCGGGGCUGGCGGACGUGCGCAGGCCCGCCCUCAGGGUGCGGCAGCCGGCCGGGGAGCCCCAGCGGCGCCUCGCGGGGAUGGGCGGCCGGGGCGGAGCGGGGGGCGCCGGCCGCCGCUGCAGCGCGCCUACUGCGAGCUCGGCCGGAGGCUCGCCGCGUGCGACCACUGCGGGCGCGGGCGGGCGAGCGGCUCCCCUCCGAGCGGCCUCUGGGGGCGGCCGGGCCGCGGGCCCGCUCAGGAGUCCGGCCGGCCCUGCCACAGGCCGUCGAGGACGCCGAGGCCCAAGUGGUCAGGCUGCGGCUGGAGGCGCAGAGGCCCAGGACCGGUGCGCGGGGCUCGGGCUGCGGCCGGGGCCGGGCCCAGCGAGGGGGCCAGAGGGCGGGCCUUCCGGACCCCCAGCCCCGCAGACGAGGAGGCGCCCGGGCUGAAACGCCAGGUCGGUGAGCUGCACGACGUGCUCAUGAAGGGCGUGGGCGACCGCAUGCGCUCCGACGGCCGACGGCCUCUUGUCGUCGAACCUUCAGGCCAGACGGCCACCUUCCUGCGCUUCCAGGACACCAACUACGUGGACACGGUGAACCCGGACCACUUGCGGCCGCAGAGGAUUCGGCUGGCGCUGCCGGGGGCGCUCAGGUACGGGAAGCCGCUGGUGCCCCACCUGCGCGAGACGGAUUUAUUCCCGGGGGUGCCGCGGCAGCGGGAGGCGGUGCAGCCCGGCCUGGGGCAGGGGCUGCUGGGCCGCGGGCUGCUGGAGCCGGAGAGGCACCUGUCGCUGCUGCGGCCCCCGACGCCCGAGUACGGCCCCACCCUGUUCCAGGCGGCGCGCCGGAGGCACUUCCGCCUCUUUUCCGUCACCAAAGUGUGGUGGCCGCCGGCCGAGCAGCUACCGGCCCUGCUCCGGGUGCUCGUGCAGCCUCCUAGUGGAGGCCUCCAGAGCCCGGCCCAGUAAAGUUCGCUGGGUCCGCGACUGUGCGCGUCCUGCUGUGUGCACGCGCCUGGGGUGGGGCUGUGCGCGCGUUCACGUCCGCGGCCCCAGCCAGCGGAGCCCCAGCUGGAGGCCCUGGUCUGCGAGCUCCCGAGAGCACCGGGGAGGAAAGGCCGGGAGGGGCGCGGGAGUCGGCCGCGCCCCCGCUCCCCCAAACACCUUC
This is a messenger RNA of Manis javanica (Malayan pangolin), 1486 nucleotides long. Its product is annotated as IQ motif and ankyrin repeat domain-containing protein 1-like. Lineage: Eukaryota; Metazoa; Chordata; Mammalia; Pholidota; Manidae. The record is from RefSeq and is a predicted model, not a curated record.